Messenger RNA from Penicillium atrosanguineum, 411 nucleotides. RefSeq lists its product as uncharacterized. The record is from RefSeq and is a predicted model, not a curated record. The coding region runs from base 1 to 411 and encodes 136 amino acids. The transcript has 2 exons. NCBI's taxonomy places the organism in Eukaryota, Fungi, Ascomycota, Eurotiomycetes, Eurotiales, Aspergillaceae.
AUGCCGCCUUUGAUUAACCGAGAUAUGACGUACUAUCCGAGAUUUCAAAACACUCAAGUGAAGGUCCUCGAUUGUGAUACUUUGGACGCAGCUAUUCUCAUACAAAAUGCACACGAACUCCUUAGAAACACCGACACCGGGCCCGUCUUUGUCUUGAGUUUUGCCAACGCCACUGUACUUGGAGGAGGCUGGAUGAAUGGAUCCCGAGCCCAGGAAGAACAGAUAUGCUACCGUACCACGCUGAUAGAAACACUGCUGCCGCAUAACGAGACCAGGGGGUAUGCUUAUAUGUGGUGCAAGAGGGCUCAUCGUCUGCCCCAGAUUGCAGUUUGUAGCAUGGCUGCAACCACGAGGCCACCUAUCGAUAAACUCUUGACCCCUCCCAAAUAUAAGAAUGUCCGACAGAAUUGA